This is a messenger RNA of Gracilinanus agilis (Agile Gracile Mouse Opossum), 941 nucleotides long. RefSeq names its product proteasome 20S subunit beta 7 (gene PSMB7). Gene Ontology annotation, molecular function: threonine-type endopeptidase activity. The transcript has 8 exons. The coding region runs from base 17 to 850 and encodes 277 amino acids. Gene Ontology annotation, cellular component: proteasome core complex. The record is from RefSeq and is a predicted model, not a curated record. NCBI's taxonomy places the organism in Eukaryota, Metazoa, Chordata, Mammalia, Didelphimorphia, Didelphidae.
UGCUCCUCUGGGAAAGAUGGCGGCUGUCUCCGUUUGUCAGGCUCCGGUCGGCGGUUUCUCUUUCGAUAACUGCCGCAGAAAUGCUGUCAUUGAAGCUGAGUUUGCAAAAAAUGGCUAUAAACUUCCAGCAGCUCGGAAAACAGGCACAACCAUUGCUGGAGUAGUAUACAAGGAUGGCAUAGUUCUUGGGGCAGAUACAAGAGCAACAGAAGGAAUGGUUGUUGCUGAUAAGAACUGUUCAAAAAUACAUUUCAUAUCUCCAAAUAUCUACUGCUGUGGUGCUGGGACUGCAGCAGACACUGACAUGACAACUCAGUUGAUCUCUUCCAACUUGGAACUCCAUUCCCUUUCUACGGGACGUCUACCCAGAGUUGUUACAGCUAAUCGAAUGCUUAAACAGAUGCUUUUUAGGUAUCAAGGUUACAUUGGUGCAGCCUUGGUCUUAGGAGGAGUUGAUGUUACUGGACCUCACCUCUACAGCAUCUAUCCUCAUGGAUCAACUGAUAAAUUGCCUUAUGUCACCAUGGGUUCUGGGUCUUUGGCAGCAAUGGCUGUAUUUGAAGAUAAAUUUAAACCAGAUAUGGAGGAAGAAGAAGCCAAGAAGCUAGUAAGUGAGGCCAUCUCAGCUGGGAUCUUCAAUGAUUUGGGAUCUGGGAGCAAUAUCGAUCUGUGCGUCAUCAGCAAGACCAAGUUGGACUUCCUCCGCCCAUUCGAUGUUCCUAACAAGAAGGGGAUCAGGUUUGGCAGGUACAAGUGUGAGAAAGGGACAACUGCUGUUCUUACUGAGAAAGUGACUUCCCUGGAAAUCGAAGUGCUGGAUGAAACAGUACAGACAAUGGACACUUCCUAAAAGUGCUCGCUCAUCUACUCUAUUGAAUGAGAAGGUCACCUUAUGUAAGAUGAACUCAUCAUUAAUAAACAAAUGGUAAUUACAUAGCUGA